AAGAAGUUUGCGACGUCUGCUGUCGUAAAUAACGUCAAGAUGUCUGAACGACCAGCGUAUGGUUUAGCUUGAAACAUAACAGCUUAGUUUUGUUUUUGGUUUACUUUUUCUUUUGUUUAAUUUGGCGACUUGUCUUUGUAUUAGAUGGAGACCGAUAGCGUACCAUGAAACUCCGGGAGCAGAAUGACAGGAGUGAUUCCAGAAGAGCACUGAAACUGAGGGAUUCUCCUGCUGUAAUGCAGCCUAAUUCAAGUGAGCGAGGCGCUCAUGCUGGAAAUGGUUUAUCCCUAACUCUGCAACCAGAGAUUACCAGGACACCAGCCUCUGGUGGUGGUGGUGGUGCUGCUGCCAACCCUGAAAGCAAUGAGGUGCGGGUAACCAUGAUGAGCAAACCUGGGGAGUCCAGUGGAGGCGCUUCAUCCAGGAGGUCCAGAGUCAACUCCCACAGCCACUCCCACACUCAGCCACAAGCACAUAAUCGUAUGCCGCACCACUCAAAUUCUGAGCCUGAGCUCGACCCGCCUGACUCUGAUCUGGACUCUGGAGAACCCAGCACCUCCUUGUCUGAGCUUCGGUGUCUCUUCCGCUGGCUUCAAAAGAGUCUUCCUUUUCUCGUCAUACUUUGUGCUAAACUGGUCAUCCAACAUGCUCUUGGGCUAGCAGUUGGGGUUGGCCUCUUCACAACUUUUCUAUAUGUGAAUAAAAACAUUCAAACGCAAGUCUUUCUUCAGGAUCGUCACUCAAAGCUGCAGUGUGUAUGGCUGCUACUGUUCCUGAUCUCUUCCACCCUCCUGCUUUACUACACCUUUCUCAUUGAGACACUUCACCAUUGCCUCAUCUUCCUCAGCCCAACCAUUGAGCUGCUGGGUUUCUGGGAGGUUCUGUGGACUGUCGGCAUCACCAACUUCAUAAUAAAGUUCCUCUUUAUGGCGAUUAAGUGCCUUAUUCUGCUGCUGCCAUCUUCACUGGUGACCUACAGAACCCAGGGGCGGUGGGUGAUGCUGACGGAGGAGCUGGGUCAGGUCCACCAGGCCACGGCUCCUGUUCCAAUGUGGUUCCGCUACCUGGUCACGUACCAGGAGGUUGACGGCACCCCUGGACUCACACUGGGGGUCCUGCUGGCUUUGCUCUACCUCAUACUGAAGCUUUUAGGAUUGUACGGACAGUGGACGUCUUUACUGAAAACUGUGAGGAUAUUUCUAAAGGGCGAGUAUACAGACACAGCAGCCACUAGGAGUCAGUGCAGCGAGGCUGGAGACGUCUGUCCCAUCUGUCAGGGAGAGUUCAGGGAGCCUCGGGUUCUAAUCUGUCAGCACAUAUUCUGUGAUGAGUGCAUCGCUCUGUGGUUUAACCGGGAGAAGAGCUGCCCUCUCUGCCGCACCGUCAUCACAGAGAAGGUUUACAAAUGGAGGGACGGAGCCACAUCUCCACACCUGCAGAUUUAUUAAUUGAUGAGGUAUAGGUGGGUGGGGAUUUUGGGUGUGGGACUCGUAUUUAAUAUGUAAUUUUCUGUUAAACCCCAUUGACAAGUAAAGUUGUACACACUGUUUCAUGAAGCGGCUAAGGGCUGUGCCCCCUGAGGGCCGAGGUUAGUAAGGAUACAGAAGUUGCUCCUACAGCAGGAAGCCCCUGGUUAUUCACCAGUACAUCCUUACCUGUCACUCUCAUACAACAGGUGAUUUUUUUUCUAUUUUAAGUUGUUUCCUUUUGUGUUGUUGCUUUUAUUCACCUUUAAACGUAAUAUAAACUUUCCUCAUGGGGCAGCAAAUUGUUCUACUUCCACACUUUCUUCUACUUGUAAAUAUGGCAACAUAAGAGAAAUAUAUAAAGUAUUUUAAACAGAUUUUUACUCUAUCCCACAUUUGAACAAACACAUGGACCCUCUGUGUUUCUGAGCAUCUUAUUUGUAACAAUAAGCGUGUAGAGGUAAGCAGCCUCAGCUCAGGAGUGCAUGCUGAGUUCUGCUUUAUCUUUGAGCUUGAAUGGGACUGCAAAGGCUUUUAGGAAGUCCAGUUCAGUGACCUCACGUGACCUGCAUCGUCAGCCUGCAUCCAGCCACUGUACAUAGCAGGCUAAAUAAUAACUUUAUGUGAUGGCUCAACAGUUUGCCUUUUGCGACUGCUUGUGAAAUUGAUUUACACAAAUUAUUUUUCUAUAGAGGCGGACAUAGCCUCGCUUUUGUAAAAACCAAAGACUGGGAUUUUAUUCUAUUUUAUUAUGUACAAAAAUAAUUUCACUGUGUACUUAUUUGUAUCCAUUUAGAUGCAUAAACUACCUGAAUAAAGACCUAAAAUGUAAAUGUU
Messenger RNA from Cottoperca gobio, 2303 nucleotides. RefSeq names its product ring finger protein, transmembrane 1 (gene rnft1). The coding region runs from base 165 to 1448 and encodes 427 amino acids. NCBI's taxonomy places the organism in Eukaryota, Metazoa, Chordata, Actinopteri, Perciformes, Bovichtidae. Gene Ontology annotation, biological process: positive regulation of ERAD pathway. Gene Ontology annotation, molecular function: ubiquitin protein ligase activity. The record is from RefSeq and is a predicted model, not a curated record. The transcript is spliced from 9 exons. Gene Ontology annotation, cellular component: endoplasmic reticulum.